CGUAGUAGUUAAGGAAGGUAUAGCUAUACCAGCGGCUGAGAGGACGCAUGCGCCGCACUGGAGUGAGUCACCAGCUGAUCGCGGUGUAUGGCUUACACUCGUACAGUGCACCCACAGUUGACGACGUUUGAGCUCGCUCCGCGAAGCGCGGAUUUUUGUGAUUCAAAAUUAUAGUUUAUUUUCUCAAUUUGGACAACUUUUUAUUAUAGCUAAGCCAUGUCUCACACGGUGACGAUUACGCGGACCACGGCUGUGUCGUCCGGCCACGCGGUUUAUGUGAACAGCGGGUACCUCAGCUCGACUCCUGGCCUGCUGAAAUUAGCACAAUUAUUGCUGGGUGCAGCAUGCGUGGGUGUGAUGGCAUACUACAUGGACCACGGGCCCUACUACCACGUGGCGCCCAAGGCUGAGCUGUUCUACUUGCUGGUGGCUGUGGCUUUCCUCAUCGGCACGUUUUGCCUCGUCGUCUCGUGCCUCGCGUCCUUGUCGACGGCCUCCAUUAUUUCCAAGACUGUUUAUGAGGUUAUAUACCAUGGGCUGGCCUGCCUCCUAUAUUUGGCAGCAGGACUUACGCUUAUUAUAGAAGUAAACCAUUACAAGAACUCAUAUGGCAGAAACUACGAGCCCUAUUUAGCUGCGUCGAUUAUGGGUCUCAUCAUGGCUGUACUGUACCUUUUCAGCACGUUCCUAGCCAAUCGUUCCUACCGCGGCAUUUAAGCAUUCAGGAAGAAAGGGAAAUACACUUAAGCUAAAGGAUGGAUUCGAUCAAACUCAUUAAUUCGUUUAAGUUUAUCUUUCGAAUAAUAUUAUUAAUUACUCCAGAGAUAAACCUUACAAUAUAAAUAGAUAUAUGUUACGUUAUUGUCAUUUUUCGGGAUAACAGGACAGAUCCUGGCUAAACAGGAGUUACAGAGGUGUUAAACGAGACGUGGGAAUAGUCCCGUAAUUGUAUUUUUUUUACGGAUAUUUGUGGAUUAGUCGUUAAACCUAGUCAGAGGCCUUAAGGCGGUUUAAUGACAUCAGUCAGUUUUCUACCACCUCCACCAAUCCGCCCUAGAUUCACGUGGUAGAGAAUUUGGGGUGCGGACGUGGGGGCUACACAGGUAGGCUCAUGUAUUGUAUUUGGUCAAAUCCUGCCUAAAUGUAGCCAUUUACUUAGUGAUAGAAUAUUUAUUGAUGUCUACCAUUUAUAACUUGUCUGCCAUAUAGUUUUAAGGAAAUGAAUUUAUAGGUCAGGUGCAACGACCUCUUUUUCAUAGACAUGAAAUAAACACAUAUUUUUAUAAAAAAGAGAACAUAAUAUGAAAGCUAUUUCUACAUUCUCAUUUUGAUAUCUUUUUUUAGAUUUUAGGACAUAUUAAACAAUAUGGAUAUUAUUCUCAAGAAACAUUAUUUAUUGGUCAAAUGUGAUACCUAAUACUUUAGUACGUUGCCGUUUAUCCAGCUUUUACCACUCUUUGUUAAAUUAAUUAGUAAUUCUGUUAAUCUAACAUUGGUUUUGUUUGUCCUACUCUCGACAGUCAGUUAGUCAUUAUGUCAGUUAAAACUUAUUUAUUAAUGCACUGUUAUAAAAUAUUCAAUCUUCCAUAUUGACAUGGGUUGUGUUAUAUUUACUUAUUGUUGGUUAUUUGAUACACAAAUCUAAAGACUCUACCACACAGACGGCGACGACAGCGUAGUUACGACGGGCGUAGUGUAGUUAGUUUUCUAAACAAUUUUAAUCAUUGCCUUAGGUACACUUAUGCCGUUCUGUGUAUUUAUGCAAAGGAAGAAUAAUUUUAGUGUUUAGUUAUUUUUUAGGUACUUACAUACUCAUUUAAGUCGCCAUCUAGCGGCAAGGUAAUACGAUGCAUUGUAGCGCCAACCACACUGUGGGUUUACUCCAACGAAUUUCGAACCAUUUGUAUUGUAAGGAAAAUAUUAUAUCUGCGUACACGCAGUUUUUGAUAUUUUAUAUUUUGGCAAUAGGUACAUAUUUCAGUUAGUGUCAUGCGAUAUUUAACAUUAACUAGUUUGUAAAAUAAAACUACGAAAAAAAGUGUGAUGUUAUUGAAAAUGGACACGGUCAAAAAAAACGUAAAGAAUUUUGCA
Messenger RNA from Ostrinia furnacalis (Asian corn borer), 2091 nucleotides. RefSeq lists its product as uncharacterized. Gene Ontology annotation, cellular component: membrane. The record is from RefSeq and is a predicted model, not a curated record. Lineage: Eukaryota; Metazoa; Arthropoda; Insecta; Lepidoptera; Crambidae. Bases 217 to 717 code for a protein of 166 amino acids. The transcript is spliced from 5 exons.